Schizosaccharomyces japonicus yFS275 is the source of this 3136-nucleotide messenger RNA. RefSeq names its product GTPase activating protein. The coding region runs from base 257 to 2773 and encodes 838 amino acids. Gene Ontology annotation, cellular component: cytoplasm. NCBI's taxonomy places the organism in Eukaryota, Fungi, Ascomycota, Schizosaccharomycetes, Schizosaccharomycetales, Schizosaccharomycetaceae. The transcript has a single exon. The record is from RefSeq and is a predicted model, not a curated record.
UUGUUGGUGUAGCCUCUAUUCACGCACCACAACGUAUUCAUUUAUUCACCACACAUUUGAAACUUGUAAAGAGUUUCCAUUUCGCAAACGGAGUCACCUACUUUUCCUUACUUCUGCAACUGCAAAACCAAUUGCGUUGUUUUUGAAUAAGGUGGUAUAGUGGGCAAAAGAGAAGUUCUGUGGUCCAUAAAAUGUGGCCUUUUUGCUAGCUUCGAUUCACCGUUUUGAGCAAUUCCUUCUAGUGUGCUUUAAAAGUAUGCUUCAUAAUGGAUUUAAUAGAAAUCGGCCGAUCACUGCUGAGAACGACGUUUUACAAGGCCGAAACAACCCAAUAAUGAAUGAGGACGACACCUGCAAGACAGGUUCAGCAACUUCCCUUGUUCCAGCCGAAAAUCGGUUGCAAUGGAGCAGUGAUGACGAACAGAGUUGCGAUUGCAACAGUUUUGAUAGAGAAGAAACCUUAAAAAACCAUCAACAUGAGUUUUCUGUUGACAAAAAAGCAAUUUCACGAUGUCAAGUGUCCUCGCCCUUUUCAAAAAAAGCGCCCCUUUUCUAUGAAGAUGAAUCAGAACAGCCUCACAGCAUCCCUGGAAGCAUACACAAGUUAAGCGACGAAAGCUUACAACGAUUGAUAGACAAACUUGGUACGAUUCAACUAGUACGACAACUCGGCAAGGAUGUUGCAGAGCGUGACGCUGUUAUAUCGGAUAUAAAGUAUUAUUAUGAAAGCCGUGAGGAGAUGUACCGAAACAUUCUUCGCGAACACGGACUGGAUCCAGUGCUUGCCAGUAUCAAGCAUGCACAAGCGAACGACACUCCUGGUGAAAUGAGAUCGAAACGUGUGGAGGUAUGGUCACCGUAUAUGCACUCGCUUCGGCACAGAUUACAUAGGGCCAUGUCCGACGAGCUGGUAACUGCAAGCAGCGACAGCGAUUCUCCAGCAACCCCAUUAGUUACGAGCCAACGCAAUGACCAAACGAUUGAUGAUCAUGAAUCCGAAGGGAAUAUCAAGACGAAGUCCGCUGCUCCUGCCACAGCAGUAGUUCCAGCUUCUGCUGCCGGGUUCAUUCGACAGCUAAACUCGUCAUCCCCCUGUAAUGAUACUGCUAUGUUUCCCUGUUCCGGCAAUGCUCAGAAAGAGUCUCAAAAAAAACCGACUUUCCUUUCACAGCUGAAGUUUGUCAAACAACAAACAAGCAAUGUUCGAACCUCUCCCGUCGCACCUUCUGCACUUCCGGCUCCCCAAUUUUGGAGUAAUGAGUUUCUGUCGAGUAGCACAUCUAAUGCGAAAACUCCCGAUGGAGAGGUUCCUGUAACUAAUACUUCCCUACUCGCUUCCAGCUGCCCGUCCCCAAGCCCUUCCCCGAAAUCAUCAUCCCGCCCGUUACAUGCAAGCAUUCACCGACGUGGUACGUCCGUUUACGCGCAUAACUUCCACAACUCUGCCGUCCCAAAUUUUCUUGCCGACUCGUCAAUUGUCGAAAUGGAUACUAUGGUUCCCAAAGAUUUCCAACCUCCGACGAUGCGGCUUGAGUGGGCAAAUUCGCCCUGCGAUAAGGGCCCUUUCUUGGAUGAAUAUGGCUUUUUGUUGGACAGGAACGAAGACAACUCGUCAUCGCAAAACGAGUCCCGCAACACUUCAAAGAGCCAUAAUAAACGAGAACCAAUUUCGUCACUUGAUAUUGACGACCAUGCUGCAACGACGUCACAGUCAGCGGGUUUAAGCAAUCUUGCCUCGUCCACUUUAAUUCGUGCACAACGGGAAUUCGAUCGAAAUUUGCUCCUCCAGGAAUCUUUGUGUUCAAAGUGGAACGAAUUUUUCUGCAAGCUUUACAGCAAAUUGAAUCUUACAUACGAGAAGAGUAACGGUCUCUUGGGUAUUUCGCAUAUCGCGAGUCAUGGAAAGAAUGGCGGACGUCGAUGGAAGGUGUUUCGCAAAUUGGUUUUGCAUGGCGUGCCCAUGCCAUUCCGUUCCAAGGUCUGGAUGGAGUGUUCUGGUGCAAAUCAGUUAUACGUUCCCGGUUACUACCAAGAGCUGCUGCAAAGAAGCAUGAAAGAGGGUGCGAACGAGUCAGUCGAUCAAAUUAAUAUGGACAUUCGACGAACGAUGGCCGGUAAUGUCUUUUUUGGAGGUAAUGGCCCUGGCGUGCCAAAGCUACGCAGUGUAUUAUUAGCGUACAGUGUGCACAAUCAACAAGUCGGCUACUGUCAGGGCAUGAAUGUAAUUACUGGUUUUCUUCUUUUGUUAUAUGCUUCGGAAGAGGAUGCUUUCUACGUGCUGAUGAGUAUCGUCGAACGCAUGCUGCCGCCAGACUAUUUCUCGUCAAACCUAUUGGGUUCACGAGCCGAUCAGCUUAUACUGAAGGAACUUGUGAAAGAGCUACUGCCCAAACUGCAUCAGCAUUUAGAACAGCUGUCCGUGGACUUGGAGGCCAAUACAAUCAAGUGGUUCCUCAGUUUGUAUACCGAUACGUUGCCUGCUCGGCUCGCUUUCCGUGUACUUGACGUCUUCUUUUGUGACGGCAGUGUAACUUUGUUUCGUGUUGCUUUGCAUAUAUUAAAGACACUACAGCAGCAGUUGUUGCAGUGCACCUCAUCCUCCUCCGUUUAUGUGUUGUUAGGAAACCUGAUGCAGUACCCCUUUAACAAUGAGUCUUUUGUUGAGCAAAGUUCCAUUAUCUGGGCCUCGGGCAUACAAUCAAACGACAUAGCCCGUCGUAGAGCAGCCGCCGUGCAGUCUCUAAUGUGCGAUACUCGCGACAUUGAUGAUUAAAACAAAAAACCUUUAGAAAUAUUUUUACGAAGCGAUAUUCGGACACCGAGGAAAACAGUGCUGCGCGAACUGUACACACAACAUUCGAAUCCCAAUAGUUUCCUGCUGCUCUUACAAUUGCAUUUUAUCUAAUUUGUGUUGCUGUGAUUGUCGCAUCCACCGGCCCCCACACUACCACCAUAGCCGUCUGAGCGGAUUUCCUGGUGGUGAGCUUUUAAGCCUAUGUCGGGGUAUCCGCGUGCACCGGGGUCUUAACAUCAAACCGGCAGCACCCACCACGUUUCACCUCUCCAGACUACGUUCAAACUAUUUGCUUUGUUUGAGUCUUUAGCAACUGCUUUUUUGUUUUUUUAUUUCUUUUGC